This is a messenger RNA of Dipodomys ordii (Ord's kangaroo rat), 3151 nucleotides long. It is a transcript of the gene Rasgrp3, whose product is annotated as RAS guanyl releasing protein 3 (calcium and DAG-regulated). Gene Ontology annotation, molecular function: guanyl-nucleotide exchange factor activity; calcium ion binding. The record is from RefSeq and is a predicted model, not a curated record. Gene Ontology annotation, biological process: Ras protein signal transduction; positive regulation of GTPase activity. Gene Ontology annotation, cellular component: plasma membrane. Bases 698 to 2752 code for a protein of 684 amino acids. The transcript has 18 exons. NCBI's taxonomy places the organism in Eukaryota, Metazoa, Chordata, Mammalia, Rodentia, Heteromyidae.
GGCACAUGUGACUGGUUAAGACACCGAGCCCCAGCUUGAAGGAAACGGCUGUUGGCGGCAUGCUCCAGCUCUUGGCAGCUAGACAGGCUGGGUGCUGGUGUGAGGGUUCGGGCGACAAAACCACCCCAUCACAGAGAAACAACUACAUUGAAGAGUGUCUACGUGAUUUUAAUGGCCUCUCUGUUUUCCUUAUGAGACAUUUGCUCUGUGGUAGAGACCCAAGCGAUUCACAAAUUGGCCAAAAUGAAGAGCAAUGGGGCCAAUGAACCGUUCAGAAAGACUACCAUCUGUGAUGGAAUCCAACUCCAAUGAAAGCCUGUUUGGUUUGGGGAAAGUGAAGUAUUUUUCCUUCCACCCAACAAUUCAAAAGAUCUGAAGCAAAUUUCCUUGGAGCCUUCAACUGAAGUUAGCUUUGGGAAGGUUUUCCAAAGUACUUAUGGUUGAAAUUGAACAAUCCAUUUCUGUAGACUUCUCUCUCCUCAUACUUCCCAGUGAUGGUAACUGCCCCUCACUUCCUUCUAAACCUAGAAAUCUAUUUGUGUGAAAACAACAGAGUUUUCUUGAAGCACAACUAAGAACAAAAAGCUACCACUAGGCACAAAAGUCACUGGCACAAAAGUCACUGAUUCAUGGGAUUAUGAAGAUGAUCUCUCUGAUGUUGAAAAUGUCUCCAGUUUUUUGACAACAGGAAAUAACCAUGGGGUCCAGCGGCCUUGGGAAAGCAGCAACAUUAGAUGAACUGCUGAGCACCUGCAUUGAGAUGUUUGAUGACAAUGGAGAGCUGAAUAAUAGCUAUUUGCCAAGAAUAGUUCUACUGAUGCACCGAUGGUAUUUAUCUUCCACCGAAUUGGCAGGAAAACUUCUCUGCAUGUAUCGAAAUGCCAGUGGAGAAAGCUGCGAUGAGUUUCGAUUAAAGAUCUGCUACUUCAUGAGGUACUGGAUUCUGACGUUUCCUGCAGAGUUUAAUUUGGAUCUGGGUUUGAUUCGUAUGACUGAGGAGUUCCGGGAAGUGGCUAGUCAACUAGGCUAUGAAAAACACGUCAGCCUCAUCGACAUAUCCAGCAUUCCUUCCUAUGACUGGAUGAGAAGAGUUACACAGAGGAAAAAAGUAUCCAAAAAGGGAAAGGCCUGUCUGCUGUUUGACCAUCUGGAGCCCAUUGAGUUGGCUGAACACCUCACUUUUCUGGAGCAUAAAUCUUUUAGAAGGAUCGCAUUUACUGAUUAUCAAAGCUAUGUCAUCCAUGGCUGCCUGGAGAACAACCCAACCCUGGAGAGAUCUAUUGGUUUAUUUAAUGGAAUCUCUAAGUGGGUCCAGUUGAUGGUUCUUAGCAAACCAACACCCCAGCAAAGGGCAGAGGUCAUCAUAAAGUUUAUCAAUGUUGCAAAGAAACUCCUUCAGCUCAAGAAUUUUAAUACACUGAUGGCCGUGGUGGGAGGCCUCAGUCACAGCUCCAUUUCACGCCUCAAAGAGACCCAUUCUCAUCUUUCCUCAGAGGUUACGAAGAACUGGAAUGAAAUGACCGAGUUGGUCUCCUCCAAUGGCAAUUACUGCAAUUACCGCAAGGCCUUUGCUGACUGUGAUGGCUUCAAAAUCCCUAUCCUUGGAGUCCACUUGAAAGACUUGAUAGCAGUCCAUGUCAUUUUCCCAGACUGGAUGGAAGAAAACAAAGUAAACAUUGUGAAAAUGCACCAGCUUUCCGUGACCCUAAGUGAACUGGUCUCAUUGCAGAAUGCCUCUCACCACUUAGAGCCUAACAUGGAUUUGAUCAACCUACUUACUCUCUCUCUGGACCUCUAUCACACAGAAGAUGAUAUUUACAAACUGUCGCUGGUGCUGGAGCCUAGGAAUUCUAAGUCGCCUACCUCCCCGACGACGCCCACCAAGCCUGUGGUGCCCCUGGAGUGGGCAUCAGGGGUAGUGCCAAAGCCAGACCCCACAGUCAUCAACAAGCAUAUACGGAAACUGGUGGAGUCUGUGUUUAGAAACUACGAUCAUGACCAUGACGGAUACAUCUCCCAAGAGGACUUUGAAAGUAUAGCCGCCAACUUUCCCUUCCUGGAUUCCUUCUGUGUGCUGGAUAAAGAUCAGGAUGGCCUAAUUAGUAAAGAUGAAAUGAUGGCUUACUUCCUGAGAGCUAAAUCCCAACUACACUGUAAAAUGGGACCAGGAUUUGUCCAUAACUUUCAGGAGAUGACUUACCUCAAGCCAACCUUCUGCGAACACUGUGCAGGAUUUCUCUGGGGCAUCAUCAAGCAAGGAUACAAAUGCAAAGACUGUGGAGCCAAUUGUCACAAGCAGUGCAAGGACCUUCUGGUCUUGGCCUGCAGGCGACUUGCUCGGGCACCCUCCUUGGGCAGUAGUCAUGGAUCACUGCCAGGAAGCCCCUCAUUGCCCCCAGUGCAGGAUGAAGUGUUUGAGUUUCCUGGGGUCACUGCUGGACACCGGGACCUGGACAGCAGAGCAAUCACACUGGUCACUGGCUCCUCUCGUAAGAUCUCCGUGAGACUUCAGCGGGCUACCACCAGCCAGGCCACCCAGACCGAACCUGUGUGGUCAGAAGCCAGCUGGGGGGAUUCUGGGUCCCACACGUUUCCCAAAAUGAAAUCCAAGUUCCAUGACAAAGCCGCCAAGGACAAAGGCUUUGCCAAGUGGGAAAAUGAGAAGCCAAGAGUGCAAGCCGGUGUGGAUGUGGUAGAUCGGGGCACCGAGUUUGAACCUGAUGAAGAUGAUGGUCAGGGGGAGACCAGCUAGGAGGGUGAGGUCAGUGCCCGUCAAUCCUCAAAUGAAAUCAGGAGGUUGGAGGUGCUGAGAUGGGCUUCGGUAGGCAGCCUGAUAGUUCUGAAAGUAGUGUUUGCGGGAAUCGAGGCAUACCAUUGCCAGGGUGGCUGUGGGCUAGUUGUGUGACCUGGGGAAGAUGGCUGCUUCUCCCUGCACCUCCUUUUCCUUGUGUGGAAAAUGGAACUGGCUUGUGUUCUAAUGCUUUGCAAAGGUGGUCAUGCAUGUGAACUCCAUAUAUCUAAAAUCCAGGACACUAUGCCCCUGAGCUUUAAUUGUUCAAGCAAGAACCAGGGCCCAAAGUCAGGGCAAUGGAAGCAAGAGUUGGAGACAGAGCAGAAUUGGAAAGAUUUUUCUCUACAAAAAAAAAAAAAA